CUCACAAUACCGACACGUAGCACACGCGCAUCCGCCCACUUCGUUGAAUGGACGAAGACGCUGUAACGUUUCCCAACGUUCUCCUCAGCCUUCUCGACAGCCAGACAGCGCUGACGUCAGUACACAACGUCGCCGUGACAAUCCAAUGCCACAGGGCCGAAUACAGCGUCCAAUUGAAGGCAUUCGACGGCUCUUCGACGGUAGUAUUGGACGAGUCGGUGACGGCGGAUACCGAGCGGUGCCGUGGCGUGCGGUGUUUGCAUGUGCUGACGUUUUCGAGCUGCACAGUCUCGUUAAAGUUCGCUGAAACGAACGCAUGGAAUGCAUUUGAUCGGUUGUUGACUUCGUGUUGUCAAUGUGUUCGUUCAUCCGUGUUUACUCUUCGCACUGAAGAUACGUCUGCCAAGCAGUACUUCCAGUUUUAUGGAUAUCUUGCCCAGCAACAGAAUAUGAUGCUGGAUUUUGUCCGAACUGCGACAUACCAGAAGGCUUUCCUUCAGAAUAGUGCUGACUUCAGAGAUAAGGUUGUAAUAGAUGUUGGCGCAGGAUCAGGAAUUCUUUCCUUUUUUGCCAUCCAAGCCGGUGCUCGUCGUGUCUACGCUAUCGAAGCCAGUUCUAUUGUAAAACAAUGUCAAGUACUGGUCAAGGGAAAUAACUUAAGUGACAAGAUAAUUGUCAUGGCUGGGAAAGUGGAAGAAGUAAUGUUGCCCGAGCAAGCAGACAUUUUGAUAUCCGAGCCAAUGGGUUAUAUGCUAGUAAAUGAACGGAUGUUGGAGACGUUCAUGUAUGCAAAGAAAUGGCUGAAGCCGGGGGGUCAUAUGUUUCCAACAGAGGGCGUUUUAUAUGCUGCUCCAUUCACUGACGACACUCUAUACAUGGAGCAAUAUUCAAAGGCUUAUUUCUGGUCUCAAACAUGUUUUCAUGGUGUUAACUUGUCUUCAUUAAGUCAAAGUGCAGUCGAAGAAUACUUUAGGCAGCCAAUUGUGGAUACAUUUGAUUAUCGUAUAUUAAUGGCCCAACCCAUCAAACACAAGAUAAGCUUUCUGAAAGACAAAGAAUCGAGCCUCGAAGACAUUACAGUUCCCUUUACGUUUCAAGUCAUCUGCGGUGGCGUGGUGCAUGGCCUGGCCUUCUGGUUCGACGUCGCAUUCAUCGGCUCAGCAACGACCGUUUGGCUCUCGACGGCUCCGAACGAGCCACUCACUCACUGGUACCAAGUCCGGUGCCUCAUACCCGCACCUCUCUUCAUCGCUGGUGGCCAGACUCUUUCAGGAAACAUUCACCUGAUCUCGAACAGAAGGCAGAGUUAUGAAGUGCAUGUUGAUAUUGGUGUGGACGGGGCGGCGUCGCGGGUAUCGAACACUCUGGACUUGAAGAAUCCGUUUUUUCGAUACAGCGGACAGCCAGUGCAGCCACCGCCCGGUUCUCACUUGCAGUCGCCGACUGAAGCAUUCUGGAAUAACGUCUCGUCGGUGAUGUCAAUGAGUAGCAGCACAGCUGAACAGGUGACGUCGGUCCUGCAGGCCAUGCCGGCGACUCAAACGGUCCCCAUUCCCGUUCCCGUUCCCGAACCGUCGUAUAGUCUUAACUAUAGUGUGAAUAGCAUCAUGGCAGGAACUGCCAUGGGUUCAUCAGCGGUGACAUCAUCGAUGUCGGCGUCUCAGCCCGAGAACUCGCUUCUAGUGGACAGCAAUGGAAUCCUGUGGACUAAGCAAGGGCCUGCGGUGGCAGUGGCUGCUCCUAGUUUGCCUCACAUGGGACAGGCUCAUCAUUCGUUAGUCAACGGUUCCGGAUCGGGAAUCAUACAGUCUGCAUUCACGCCGCAAUUUGUGGAGGGUAAAUCACGUCAAACUCCACCGCAUCGGAUGUCGCCUCAGCAGAAGUAGGAACAUCGUCGGGGGAAUGUCGAUGAAGAAAAAGAGGAUUCGGUACUUUGGGAGCCGUAGAUGACACGAUGCUUGUUUGGACUUCUAGGAUGAUCAUGUAGUGUGCGUUGUCAUUUGCCUUCUUGCAAUGCGCAGUAGCCUGUCUGACUGACCGCGUCAUUGUGUACGUCAUAGCUGUGACAUAUGAUGGUACCAAAACAUGGCUGUACUCUUUGAGAUUGUGGAGUCGUGCACGGUUGUUGUAAAACUGUGGCCAGUUGUACUGCUCA
Messenger RNA from Corticium candelabrum, 2155 nucleotides. Its product is annotated as histone-arginine methyltransferase CARMER-like. The transcript is spliced from 15 exons. The record is from RefSeq and is a predicted model, not a curated record. Lineage: Eukaryota; Metazoa; Porifera; Homoscleromorpha; Homosclerophorida; Plakinidae. The coding region runs from base 48 to 1886 and encodes 612 amino acids. Gene Ontology annotation, biological process: peptidyl-arginine methylation. Gene Ontology annotation, molecular function: protein-arginine N-methyltransferase activity.